CAAGGGUUGUUUAGUGCUAAUGAAAGGACGUGAAGUUGUGAGGAUGGAUAUCCAUCGUUAGAACGUGACUUUAACUAUGCUGUUUCCGAUAAUACAAGUAACGUUAGUUGGCUGUUUUAGUUAGCUUGUCUUUUGACACGGACUUUUUUUAUCGUACCAGUAAAGACCAGUGCACUACAGCAGAUAGUUCAGAGCUACUAAUAUUAGUUUCUUUAUGCUUGAAGGGAUGGAAUCACAAUGCGAGUAUUUUAUGUAUUUUCCUACUGCUCCAUUAUCGAGUCUGUCAGAUCCGGCGGAGUACACUACUCUUCCGCGGCGAAACCACGUUUACUUCGGGGAGACCGUCCAGUUCCUGCUGGUCCUGCGCCGGAACGCGGUGGGUAGGGAUGACGGCUCCGGUGUUUCGCUUUGGAGGGACCUGGUGGGUUCUCUGUCUGCUCUGGCGAGUGUGUGCGUCGCCGAGAGUCAGCAGCUGAGACCCAGUGUCGGUGAAUACCAGCCAGACCUCCAGAGCAGCUUCAGCGAGGACGGCGGAGAAGAGGAGCCAGGAGUGGAGUCUGAAACCGCAGACAACCGGGGAACAAUACCGGACAGUAACCGGGUUUUCAGACAGUGCAGCCCACUUCUUAUGCACAGCUCGGCCAGUGAGGGACGACAGUAUGGGAGGGAACCGGAGAAGUCUGCUCUGGUGUUGGACGACCAGGUUAUCUUCUGUCUCACUGUCUCUUUGGACAAGCUGCCAGUCAACACAGUCAAAGCCAAGGUCAGAAACACCUGCAUACAAACAAAGGGAGUUGGAUAUGACAUCAGCACCAUCCUGAAUGUUCUUCCACCUCCCACAGUCCAGUGUCAGCAGAUGACUGUCUCUGGAAAGCACCUGACUGUCCUAAAAGUGUUAAACUGCAGCUCUCAGGAGGAGGUGUGUGUCAGAGAUGUGAAGAUCCUUCCUAACUUUAACUCGUCCUACCUCCCAAUGAUGCCAGAUGGUUCAGUUCUCAGAGUCGACAAUGUCUGCCACCAAUCAGCUGAGGUCAACAUGGCUUCAUUCUAUCGGAUAGACAGUGAGUCAUCACGUUUACCCAGCAUGCUCAGUGCCCUGGAGGAACAGAACUUCCUGUUUCAGCUGCAGCUACAAGACAAAGCAGAGGAGGACUCCAGUGAGGGUUUGGAAGUCUCAUUGGUCGCUGUGUUACAAUGGUACACUCCAACACUGCCUUCCACAAGAUACAUUUCUAGUUUUUACUCAUUGCCCAGUAUCUGCUUGGAUCGUCCUCGGUUGGUGAUGACAGCUUCCUGUCCCAGUGUGGUCAGGCCUCUGGAACACUUCUGGGUAAAAUACACCCUGCUGAACAACUUGCGGGACUUCCUGGCCGUCCGUCUGAUCUGGAAUUCUGAUGCUCAAAGUGGAGAUAAGCAGGACCCUAGAGGGGCAGUGGUGUGCCAGUCUUCCCUCAACCACCUGGGACAGUGUAGGAAGGGCUCCACCCUCUCAUUCACUGUGGCCUUCCAGAUCCUAAGGAUUGGACUUUUUGAGUUGAGCCAGCAUAUGAAACUGAAGCUCCAGUUUAUAGCCUCGGUGUCCACCCCUCCAGUGGAACCCCGAUCGCCACUGAGGACCUCAUCUAUGUCAUCCAGCCCUGCAGUCAGCAAGCUGCUGGACGUACACAGGCUAAGCCGAUCCCAGAGCUUUUCAUAUCCGCAUCUAUCCAGGUCUCACCAGGUCAGGUCAGGCAGUGUGGUGGAUUGUGGGGCCAUCACCCCUCCUGUUGGAUCUCCAACGGGCAGAGCACUCUACCUGCCCCCUGACCACAGCAUCAUUUCAAUGGACAAAAUAGCCAAGAGAGAGUGUAAGGUGUUGGUGCUGGAACCAAUCCAAGAGGCACACAGCAGAUAACCUGGAGUGAAAGGAUCUACUGGAGACAUAUAGAGAAACAAUGUGCUGCAGUCAACAAGACGAGGAACAGAGAAGAAUGGAAACAAAAAUGAUUGGCUAGAGAGGAGGAGUUGUGCUGAUGAGGAGAGAGGAGGGGAUAGAGUGAUGCUGCAUAGUAGAGAUGAUAAAAGAAAAGAAAAGCC
Molecule: messenger RNA, 2076 nt
Organism: Micropterus dolomieu (smallmouth bass)
Lineage: Eukaryota; Metazoa; Chordata; Actinopteri; Centrarchiformes; Centrarchidae
Gene: trappc14
Product: trafficking protein particle complex subunit 14
Exons: 11
Coding region: 215-1894 (559 amino acids)
Biological process (GO): cilium assembly
Cellular component (GO): TRAPPII protein complex
Molecular function (GO): alpha-tubulin binding
Source: RefSeq, a predicted model, not a curated record